AUGUCUCUUAGUCGUCUGGCUCAGUCAACUCGUGGUUCUCUUUUCCUUUCCUUAAGAUCUGCUCAUUCUGCAACGAUAUCGACAGAUAGUGUUAAGCCAGAAGAGCUUGAUAACCCAAAUUUCUUCCAAAAAAUUGUUCUUCGAUUCAAAGGAAUUCCACUCAAAGGAGAAAGUCAACGUCCAAAAUGUAUGUUUGAUGAUUGUGAUAAGGAAUGGUUUGCUCCAAAGCCUCUUCCAGAAAUGCCAAAAGACUUUAAAGAACAUCCAGACAGAGACCUCGUUAACUACCCAUAUCCAGCUAGACCAAUGUAUCCACCAAAAACUCGCUUUUUAGUUAUGCCAAACUCUUGGUUUACUCCAUUCCAAAGUAUAACUGGAACUUCUGGUCCAUACCUUUUCUUUGGAGGUUUGGCUGCUUUUCUUGUUAACAAAGAAAUCUUUGUAUGUGAGGAACAAGCAUAUUCACUUGGAGGAUGGAUUGCAUUUUAUCUCAUUCUUUCAAGAAGUGUUGGAUAUAAGCUUGACAAAUGGCUUUAUGAAGGAUAUCAAGAAAGAAUGAACUAUUUUAAGGGACUUAUCAAAGAAGACCUUAAGAAUGCUGUAGAAUUCAGAAAAAUGGCAGCUGCUGAGACAGAAUCUCUUACUGCAGUUAAGGAAGCUUUCCCAAAAGUUAUGAAAGAUAACUUAGAACUUCAAUUAGAAGCAACUUAUAGAAAGAAUGUUAAAAAUGUUAGUAAUGAAAUUAAAAGAAGAAUUGACUAUUUGGUUGAAUCUGAAGAGACCAAACAAAAAUUCGAAAAAGAUUGUCUUAUCAAAUAUAUUACUGGAGGAGUUACUGAAGCCAUUCAAAAGAAUGAGGGAGGUAUUAAAGAUGCAUAUCUUGAAGAUUGUAUCAAAGAAUUGAAGAAUUUAGCUAAUAAGGCUUAG
Strongyloides ratti is the source of this 927-nucleotide messenger RNA. Its product is annotated as ATP synthase F(0) complex subunit B1, mitochondrial. Bases 1 to 927 code for a protein of 308 amino acids. Gene Ontology annotation, molecular function: proton transmembrane transporter activity. Gene Ontology annotation, biological process: proton motive force-driven ATP synthesis. Lineage: Eukaryota; Metazoa; Nematoda; Chromadorea; Rhabditida; Strongyloididae. The transcript has 3 exons. The record is from RefSeq and is a predicted model, not a curated record.